Messenger RNA from Lagenorhynchus albirostris (white-beaked dolphin), 1240 nucleotides. It is a transcript of the gene IL2RA, whose product is annotated as interleukin 2 receptor subunit alpha. Gene Ontology annotation, biological process: inflammatory response. Gene Ontology annotation, molecular function: interleukin-2 binding; interleukin-2 receptor activity. The coding region runs from base 156 to 989 and encodes 277 amino acids. The transcript has 8 exons. The record is from RefSeq and is a predicted model, not a curated record. NCBI's taxonomy places the organism in Eukaryota, Metazoa, Chordata, Mammalia, Artiodactyla, Delphinidae.
AUGGACCAGCGAGGAUGACAACCUGGGCGGAUUGAUCCUUCCCCAGCCUCCCAGUGCGACGCCAGCAAGAGGCUGAAAGGAAACCCAGCAUUCUGCAGAGAAGUACCUUUUCUUCCUGGCCCUCACAUCGGCAGCUGAUCCCAGGGGCCCGGACGAUGGAGCCAGGCUUGCUGAUGUGGGGAUUCUUCGUAUUCAUCGUCGUACCUGGCUGCGUGACAGAUGCUUGUCUUGAAGACCCACCGAGUCUCAGAAACGCCAUGUUCAAGGUCCUCAGGUAUGAGGUGGGCACCAUGAUAAACUGCGACUGCAAGAAAGGCUUCCGCAGAAGGUCGCCCUUCAUGCGCUGCACAGGAAACUCCAGCCACUCUGCCUGGGAAAACAGAUGCCACUGCGACAGCACCUCCUCCCCUAAGACUCCAGGAAAACAAGUUACUCCUGGACUCAAAGAACAGAAUGAAGAAACGACCACAGAAAUGCAGAGCCAAAUGCAGCCCACAGGCCAAGCUAACCUUCCAGGUCACUGCCAGGAGCCUCCACCAUGGGAAUAUGAACGUGAACCUUUGAAGAGAAUUUACCAUUUCAUGGCGGGGCAGACAGUUUACUACCAGUGCAUUCAGGGAUUCAGGCCCCUACAGGGAGGCCCUACCAAGAGCACCUGCAAGAUGAUCUAUGGGAACAUGAGGUGGACCCAGCCCAAGCUUGAGUGCAUAAGUGAAGGGGAGAACAGUCAGUUUCCAGGUGAUGAAGAGCCUCAGGAGAGCACGGAUGCUCCCCCUGGCAGUGAAACUGAUUUUCCCUUAACAACGAGGAUGGCAGGUACCACAGAUUUCCAAACACCCACAGAAGUGGCCGCGACCAUGGAUACGUUCAUAUUUACAACCGAGUAUCAGAUCGCAGUGGCCGGCUGCAUCCUGCUGCUCAUCAGCAUCUUCCUCCUGACCGGCCUCACCUGGCAGCAGAAAUGGAAGAAGAAUAGAAGGACAAUCUAGAAAACCAAGGGCAAGAAGAACCCGCAGAUGUCAUGGACCACAAUCAAAAUCAAGGCAGCUGAACACUCAUCCAAGAGGCAUCGCCUGAUCCCAUGGGUUCUGCAAAGCUCUGAAGUCACAUCACAGGACACCAGGCACCUGCAACCCCAUCGUGAAGCCAGCUCUGUAGUAUCAAUGAGCGAGCUUGACCUGCACGUAGGCAGCAAGUCCAAGGUCACUGGAGGAACAGGGAGGAAAAACCAGAACUCUUG